GUCGAAGAAAAGAAGCUAAAGAAAUACUGCUACAGCUAGUUUGGGGUUGGGCCGGCGAUCGAGGAAUCAAUGGAGUCGUCGGCGCAUGUGCUGGUGUUCCCGUGGCCGCUGCAGGGCCACAUCAACUGCAUGCUCGACCUCGCCGCCGUCCUCCUCGACGCCGGCGUCCGCGUCACCUUCCUUCACACCGACCACAACCUCAGCCGCCUUCCCAAAGGAUCGACGACGACCCUGGCACCACAACAGGGCCUCCGUCUUCUCUCCAUCCCUGACGGCCUCCCCGAAGACCACCCACGCUCCGUGCGCCACCUCAAGGAGAUCUCCGAGUCCAUGCUCACCACGGGCCAAGCCGCCUACCGCGCCCUGCUCCUGUCCCUUUCUUCAGCAGCUGCCGGUUCCCCUGUGACAUGCGUUAUCGCCGAUGGCAUCAUGCCGUUCGCGGUCGACGUGGCCGAGGAGCUUGGCGUCCCGGCGCUGGCAUUCCGCACGGCCAGCGCCUGCAGCUACCUGGCGUACCUGUCCGUGCCCAGGCUCCUGGAGCUCCAAGAGGCUCCUUUCCCUUCGGACGAGCCCGUGCGCGGCGUGCCCGGCAUGGAGCGCUUCCUGCGGCGCCGAGACCUUCCUCGCGGAGUCGGCAUCCCCAAGGGCGACGGCGUGGAGUUCGACCCCAUGCUGCUCACAAUCGCCGACGGCAUCGCGCGCGCCGGCAAGGCGCGGGCGCUCAUUCUGAACACGGCCGCAUCCAUGGAGGGCGCCGCGCUCGGCCGGAUCGCGCCGCACAUGCGCGACCUUUUCGCCGUUGGCCCUCUCCACGCCACCAAUGGCGUCGCCAAUGCCAAUGCCGAGGCCAGUGGCAAUGGCAAUGCCAGUGCCAACACCAAAAUCAAUGGCAAUGGCAGAGGGAGCGAGGAGCACCACGGGUGCAUGGCGUGGCUGGACGCGUGGCGAGAGCGGUCUGUGGUGUACGUGAGCAUGGGGAGCCUGGCGGUGAUCACGCACGAGCAGUUCACCGAGUUCCUCUGCGGACUCGUGGGCGCCGGGCAUGCCUUCCUCUGGGUGCUCCGCCCGGACAUGGUACUCCAGGCAACAACAACCAGCUCUAUCUCCGUUACCGACGCCGUCAUGGCAGCUGCAGGAGACAAGGCGCAUGUCGUGGAGUGGGCGCCGCAGAGGGCCGUGCUGCGGCACCGGGCCGUGGGGUGCUUCCUGAUGCACGGGGGGUGGAACUCCACGCUGGAAGCCGUGGCCGAGGGCGUGCCCAUGGUGUGCUGGCCCUUUUUCGCCGACCAGCAGAUCAACAGCCGCUUCAUGGGCGCAGUGUGGAGGACCGGCUUGGACAUCAAGGACGUUUGCGACAGGGCCAUCGUGGAGCGCGAGGUCAGGGAGGCCAUGGAGUCCGCCGAGAUCCGGGCCAGGGCGCAGGCGAUGGCGCACCAGUUGGGGCUGGACGUUGCUCCGGGGGGUUCGUCGUCAUCCGAGAGAGACCGGCUCGUCGCCUUCAUCAGGGAUCUCAGCGCCCUGCAGCGUGUCUAGUUUAUUAGGAUGAACAACUUCGAUCGAGUAUUACUAAGUUUUUGAAUUUAGGUUUCAUUUUGAAUCAUAUUAAUUGUAGUUGCUUCACAAAAUAUCUCACAUUUUGCAUUUGGAAAAUUAGAAAUCAUUUUUUAAACCAACAUUUGCAAAGAUCUUUGGCAAUGUUGUUUGUCACUAGAAGAUGCACCUUUGUGCAAAAAAUGGAUACAUUAUCAUGAACU
Molecule: messenger RNA, 1754 nt
Organism: Brachypodium distachyon (stiff brome)
Lineage: Eukaryota; Viridiplantae; Streptophyta; Magnoliopsida; Poales; Poaceae
Product: 7-deoxyloganetic acid glucosyltransferase
Exons: 1
Coding region: 70-1533 (487 amino acids)
Molecular function (GO): UDP-glycosyltransferase activity
Source: RefSeq, a predicted model, not a curated record